This is a messenger RNA of Frankliniella occidentalis (western flower thrips), 3129 nucleotides long. Its product is annotated as mediator of DNA damage checkpoint protein 1-like. NCBI's taxonomy places the organism in Eukaryota, Metazoa, Arthropoda, Insecta, Thysanoptera, Thripidae. The record is from RefSeq and is a predicted model, not a curated record. The transcript is spliced from 3 exons. The coding region runs from base 118 to 2745 and encodes 875 amino acids.
CCGCUCACGGAGCAGCAGCUGGUCGAACUACAGCGGCGCCUCAGCACGCCGGGAGGAAUAGGCUUGCGUGGCGCUCCCCUGCAGGGCCUGAUUCAGGCACUGCAGCAACAACGGGCAAUGCUGUCCGCGGCCAUCGAGCAGAAACAACAGCAACAGGCGCAACUACUAGCAGCCCAGGCUGCCCUCGAGCCUAGCUGUCGUCGAACGGCGGGGAGCAGGACGACGACCACGGCACAGAAAACGUCCCAAAAAGCUCACCACCAACACCAUCAAUUACCAACGGGGUCCAUCCCGCUGUCUGGCGCGGCGCCGAGCGCAGCGCCCACCUCUGCGGGCCCACCGCUGGACGAGGAAGGUCCAGAGUCCAACAGCAGCUGCUGCUGCAGCAGCAACAGCACCAACAGCAGCAACAGCAACAGCAACAACAACUCGCCAACGCUCACCUCCUCGCCAGCUUGCAGCUCGCCUCCCAAUUCUCGGCCCAGUUCACCUCCCAGAUUGCCUGUCAGCUUGCCUUCUUCAACCCCCAGCUCGCCUUCCAGAUCGCCACCCAACUCGUCGCCAACCAAAUCACCGCAGCUCAACUCGCCGCCCAACCAUUCGCCUCCCAGCUCAACCCCCAUCUCACUUCUCCUCAACUUUCCCCGCGAUUCACCCAUCAAUUCACCCCUCAACUCACACCACAACUCGCCCCCUGCGUCGCCCCCAGCGUCCCUCCACACUUCACCCCGCACUUCGCCACGCACUUCGCCCCGCCCUUUGCCGCCUCGCACACUCAGCCACUCGUCAGCCAGCUCAGCCAACCUCAGCCCCAGGCUCAGUCCCUGCCGCCCGUCCUCCCCCAGGACACGGGGCAGCAGCGCACUCAGAUUUACCACAAUUCAGGCGCUGGUCGCAAGCCUGAAGCACCACGGGGACCACCCGGAUCCCUGCCUCGCCAAAACUCCUGACACCCUUAGGACGCCGAGUUCCGGAAGCUCGGACCGUAGCCUCAGCUGCAGCAUGGCCCUCGGACCUCGGCGCAGUCGCAGCCGCAGCAGACGCAGCCCCAACCGCAGCCGCCUCCGCGGCCCCAGCCCCCGGGGCGGCGUGGCCCUGGAGCCGACGACCUUUGCGGUGACUUCUCCACCGAGCAUCGUCCUGGACCAAGACGCGGACAACGACUCAAUCGACGGGGAAGUGGUCGGUGCUCCGCGAGCAGCGGCUGCGUCCUCGCAGCCGACCAAGCCCAUGCCCUGGAUGAGGCAGCGAAAGAAGCAGCCCAACACGGUCAAGAAGAAGAACAGACUGAAGAAGCUGUCAUGGAAGGAGGCGCCCACGCAGGAGGGUGCCGCGGAUCUAGACAAGCCCAUCGUCUGGUGUGAGGAAGAGCCCUCCUCCGAGCAGGGCCCCACCGCGCCAAGCUCACACGUCGAGCUCGAGAUCGUCGAGCAUGUCCCCGUCACGCCCCAACCUGAGCUGCCGUCGACUCCCACCACGUCCUUGACCCAGAGGGUGCGGCUGAACCUGAGCGUGACCGACACGUCGGAGUGGCACAGCGCGCGCCUGCAGCAGGCCUGGCAGAGCGCGGGCCUCCCCUCCGACCUGCACUUUAUGGAGCUGCUCCUGCUGCUGCUGCUCGCGCACCGCGUGCGGAGGACAUCCGUGUUCGCCGCGGAGGUGGUGCCAGCCGAGCCUCAGAUGGACGCUCCCGUCCCGGACGGCGCGGAGCAGGGCACUGCGCUCCUCGCUGACGGCCUGCUCUACCGGCUGCGGGCCAGGGCGCCGGCGGCCGACCCCACCCCACCUCCGCCCCCACGCGUCCCUGGCUUCGUCGUGGUGGUCCAGCUAACGGGCGACGUCCGCGGCGUGCACGCCGUCUACCUGGGGCUGGUGCUGGACUCGCACGCGCGCGUGUGGAGCACGGACGACUGGGCCGUGACGGCCGCCUGCCUCGUGCGCGCCGAUCCGGCCGUGCCCAUCUGUCACGUGGUCGCCCCCGCCUGCUUGCCCCCCGUCAAGGACGAGGCGCGGGACCUGGCCUGCAGCGGCGUGCUCGCGCUCCGCAUGCUCGUGGACCAGUGGGUGAGCGUGGACCCUGCCGCGCUCACGCUGCAGCUCGGCAACCUGUCUGACGACUCCCGCCUCGCGCUGCCACCGCCGUCAACUCCGUAUCCUGCUAUUCCGGAGGAGUCCGCCUGGGUGGAGUGGCCUCUGUUGCAAACAGAAGACGACUCCAGAACUCUUCUGAAGCCCGCUUGCAGCUCGCCGUUCUUCGACGUGGACCCGGUCACCCCCCCCUCGGGAUCUCGUCCGCGCAGCGCCGGCGAGGACAUGCCGCUGGCAGCCAAGAUCCCUCGGAGGACUCGAAGCCUCGACGUCAGGGAGCCUCGCCCACCCUCGCCCAGGAUGGUGUCCAUCGACGCUUCGAGGUCGCCGUCACCACCGCUCCCCGCCAUGGACCGCGCCUCCUCGCUGUCCGUGCCCAGUCGUGGCGAAGACCCCCGGCCGCGCAGGCAGAAAGCCCGAGCCAGGAGCAUCCUCACGGGGCACAGGCCGCACCCGCCCUGCCCACCCAGGACCUACAAGAAUAUCGGCGGGGAUGCCGUGGCGUUCUCCAGCUUGCCGACCAGCUUGCCGUCUGGCGAGAGGGUGAAGCGCCGGGCGAAGCGCCGGCGAACAGACUGCGGAGGGGGGCCCCUGCUUCUGACCCUGGACGGCGAGGACGGCGUCGACUUAGACAAGGCUGCUUGCGCUGUGCAGUGAGUUGGCCAGACUGCGAACGAGGAGAUCGUCUUCGCCAGUAAAGGGUACUAAAUCCUCUGAAUAGCGGUUUUGUGUCACGAUUAAUCUUGCUAUCCAAAGGGAUCUCUUUUCAAGCCAAACUUUCCACGGCGGUUAUUUACUUACCUCCGAUUUGAUUUAUGUGUUUUUGUAGAAGCUAUAGAAUGUAAAACAGCGACGCUCUCAGUCCCAGCCCUGUGUCGUAAAAUUGUUUAAGAUUGAAUGUCCUUCUUUGUCCUUGACUAGUAGUAUGUAAGAGAAUCAAUGCAGAAUGUACAAGUGUAGAGAAUUACUCAUAAUUACAAUGGCAUCAGAUAUGUUCAUAGCAUUAUUGGCACGUACAAUGAAAUUUAAAUUAUUGUUCAA